AUGAAGAGCCCUUGCUUCCCUCCUGCGAUAAAGCAGAGGAGUGCGUGUAGCUCUCACCAACUCAAGAUACCUGCGCAAGAUCUGAACAAUUCAGAAGCAUUCUCAGAUGAAAACGAUGGCUUGACGCCUGAUGAUCUCAGAAUCGCUUUUAGUGAUUUGAAUGUUGAAGAUUUUCAUGGCACAGCAUCAGAACAGCAUGAAGAUGACACGAAUCACUUCAAUGAUCAUAUGGAGAGGAUUCUCCGGCCGGAUACUAAUCUAAAGAAGGGCUUGAGCAAAGCCACAACGUUUCCAUGCUCUGGGAAAACGUUCAUGUCUCUUGCAGAGGAGGGAGCAGUGCUUUCUACCGUGCCAUUCCCCAGUCAAAGUUCUCUGGAGCCUGCAAGCCCUGUGCUUGGACGGUCCACUUCCUUGCCCGUAAGCUUUCCUCUUUGACCAGGAAUUUCAUCUAUUUGCUUCUUUCUGAAUUAUCUCUGAAGUUGUCAUGAAUAGACAUAGCCGCACCAUGUAACGAAAUAGAUGUGAAUGAAGGUGAGUAGGCACCCAAUUACUGGUUAACGUGUUUGACUUUAUGGGUGCCGAAAAUUCUGUAUUAGCUUAUGAUUUGGCCCAUGUUAGACGUACCAUGAAAUAUCUGAUUAAUUGGUGCCAGCAUUGGGUUUUCACUCCAGAUUCUCAUAGUUAGAUUCCUGAUCAACGUGUUUGACUUUAUGGGUGCCAAAAAUUCUGUAUUAGCAUAUGAUUUGGCCAUGUUUGACUUACCAUGGAAUAUCUGAUUAAUUGGUGCCAGCAUUGGGUUUUCACUCCACAUUCUCAUAGUUUCUUCCCCCAACCAGCAGGCCACUCCCAGGCUCGUGUCUGCCAUGAAAGGGGGCCGCGAGAAGGAGGGCGCCCCGCCGAGAGCAAGGAUGCAGGUGAAGUGGGCCGAGGACGUCUACGACCCGCCCACCACCUCCAUGCCCCACACCCUGAGGAACCACCCCCAGCAGCGCUACAAGCCCAAGAAGAAGGACCACCAUAAGCACAAGCACAAGAAGAAGCCCUCUCGCAGCAGCACCACCCGUGACAAGCAGCCACACCCUGCAAACCUCCCCGAAAGGUUCUCUCUCUCUCUCUCUCUCUCUUUAUCUCUCUACACAUACAGCAAUCAGUUCUUUAGACGGGCCAUCUUAAUCUAUCCUAUCUAACUUUAAUGAAUUAAAUUUAUGAUAAAUUUAUCUCAUUUUUUGGGGUUAGCCAAAGAAAUUAAUCACAUAAGUUUCAACCUCUAAUUUUAAUCAAUAAAUUAGUAUGGUAUAGUAUUUUCCCAUAUCAUUGGAAUAUUCUGACAAACAUAUCGUGCCUCUCUCUCUCUCUCUAUAUAUAUAUAUAACCAAGUGAUAUCCUGGGUAUUCUUCCCGCAGGAGUAAAGUGCAGGAGAGUAGCAGCGGUGGCUCCUCAGUUGCUGGCAUCUUGGACUACGUGGGUAGCGGCCAAGAAGCCAAGUGCGGGAGCAGCCUGCUGGCGGGGCCGCUGGCGAAGCUGCAGUUUUCAGUGGCGGAGGCCACCUGA
Molecule: messenger RNA, 1551 nt
Organism: Spirodela intermedia
Lineage: Eukaryota; Viridiplantae; Streptophyta; Magnoliopsida; Alismatales; Araceae
Source: the annotation of a GenBank genome assembly